AAAGGCCUCUAGUGUCCUAGCUCUAGAUUGAUUUUUCACAUUAGUACUCCCAAAAAUCUCCAAUAAAUCAGUGGACACAGCCUCACUCCUCUGCAUGCUUCAUUUUCUAUAAUUUCUGGCAAAUUAAAACACAUAAAGAAAUACUAGUAAAAAUGAUGUGUGUUAGUAUGAAUUUGUUGAUGAGGGUAUGUUUCUUUCUGGUCAUCAUUUCCAAAUUAUGCAAUGGGUAUUCAAUAAAUCAAGUGAAGUUGAAUUUCUAUCCUCCAUCUUGCGAAAGAAUUGAGUGUCCAAAAUAUGAAUUGAUUGAAUCUGGUAAAGACUAUGAAAUUCGUAGUUAUAAUUCGGCCAUGUGGAUAUCUACUGCUCCCAUUGAUGAUAUUUCUCUUUAUUCGGCCACCAGAACUGGUUUCUUCAGGCUAUUUGAUUACAUUCAAGGGAAGAACAAUUACCAGGAGAAAAUAGAGAUGACAGCUCCAGUUAUCACUCAAGUGAAGCCAAGUGAUGGACCUUUCUGUGCUUCCUCAUUUGUUGUUAGCUUCUAUGUACCAAAGAAGAACCAGCCAAAUCCUCCUCCAGCUAAAGGCCUUCACCUCCAAAAAUGGGGCAAAACUUAUGUGGCCGUCAGGCAAUUUGGCGGAUUUGUAGCUGAAGUUGAUGUUGCCAAAGAAGCUGCAGCCCUGAGUGCAAGCAUUGCUGAUACUAAAUGGGCAGCAGCCGUUGACAAAAGCCAUGCUGCAGAUAAUACUACAAUGUAUACAGUGGCGGGAUACAACUCUCCGUUUGAGUUCAAGAACAGAGUUAAUGAGAUAUGGUUUACGUUUGAUUUGGACGAAGCAUCUGCCAUUUGAGAGGCGCUUGUUCAAGAAUAGAGUUAAUGAGAUAUGGUUUACUUUUGGUUUACUAUCUCCUUAAUUUUCUUGUUUUGUAUUAUCCACUAAAGGACAGUUGACAAGUCCUAGUAAUUUUGUAUAACCACAAUGCUACAUUAUGUACUGCAAAUAAGAUAGGUUGUAUAAUACAAUCUGAUUCUGAGAA
This is a messenger RNA of Lycium ferocissimum, 1035 nucleotides long. RefSeq lists its product as uncharacterized. Lineage: Eukaryota; Viridiplantae; Streptophyta; Magnoliopsida; Solanales; Solanaceae. The record is from RefSeq and is a predicted model, not a curated record.